UUGAACAGCUGCUCCAUUUUCCGAAGCGCACACUAACGCACUGUAGAGAGAAAUCUCCCAAUCCGCCAAAAUAGAUUCCGAUCGGAAGAGGAAGCCGUCGGCGGAUCGCGCCGACCGCCACCAUAAGCACAAGCACAGCGCCUCUAAAAAGUCCAAGAUGUCCUCGUCGGAGAAGGUCAAGGCUUCGCACAUCCUCAUCAAGCACCAGGGCUCCCGCCGCAAGUCCUCCUGGAAGGACCCCGACGGCAUCCUCAUCUCCGCCACCACCCGUGACCAAGCCGCUUCCCAGCUCGAGGACCUCCGCCGAGACAUCCUUGCCGGCGACGUUUCCUUCAAGGAACUCGCCACCAAGCACUCUCACUGCAGCUCCGCCAAGCGCGGCGGCGAUCUCGGCUCAUUUGGAAGGGGUCAAAUGCAAAAGCCUUUCGAAGAAGCAACAUUUAGUCUUAAGGUGGGAGAGAUAAGUGAGAUCGUGGACACUGACAGUGGAGUUCAUAUCAUCAUGAGAACAGCCUAAUUCUUUGCAUUUACCAACCAAAUUUGUGUGCCAUUCCAGUUUGAAUUGAAGCAUAUAACCAGAUUUUUGAGCUUCUCAUUCUGAUUCUAUUAGUAUUUCAUAAUAUACUUACAAUCAAUCAAUCACUCACAUGUUUGGGAUAUAGUAGUAGUAGUAGUAUAUUGUUUGCUUCGUUUCA
Messenger RNA from Salvia splendens (bonfire salvia), 695 nucleotides. RefSeq names its product peptidyl-prolyl cis-trans isomerase Pin1. The coding region runs from base 158 to 517 and encodes 119 amino acids. Lineage: Eukaryota; Viridiplantae; Streptophyta; Magnoliopsida; Lamiales; Lamiaceae. The record is from RefSeq and is a predicted model, not a curated record. Gene Ontology annotation, cellular component: cytosol; nucleus. The transcript is spliced from 2 exons. Gene Ontology annotation, molecular function: peptidyl-prolyl cis-trans isomerase activity.